AUGCCCACUUCCUGCUCCUGCAGGGAGGACAGGCUUCUGGACAAGUUCACAACAGUCAGGGAGGGGCAGGGUGCUCUGAGGCAAACCAUUCUGUGUGACUAUAAUAACAAAAGCGGACGGAGGCACAGAUCUAGCAGGGAAGAGUCAGAACUGGCUCUUCCCUGUUACAUCAUUGACCACAUCAGCCACUCCUGCGUGCAUCCUUCUUCCCCCACGGCAGCACGGGGAGCUGAGGGGAGCUGUGGCAUUGCUCUGUGGCCAGGCGAAAGGCACAACAUCAGCCGUUCCCCCAGGGGGGCCCCUCGGCCAGCGGCAUUGGCAUCAGCCGGGAAUCCGAGAAACGCCAACGUCAGGCCCCACGCAGACCUGCCAAGUCCGAGCUCUGGGUGUGUUAACAAGCCCUUGGGUGGUUCUGUGUUCGCUGCAGAGUGGCAGCCGCUGGGCUCCGGCUCCUUUCCAAGCUUUCAUUUCCAGCGGAAUGUCAGUUGCUCAGGCAGCCAGGUUUUAAUUCAGUUCUAUCUCUCCCUGUAA
Rangifer tarandus platyrhynchus (Svalbard reindeer) is the source of this 531-nucleotide messenger RNA. NCBI's taxonomy places the organism in Eukaryota, Metazoa, Chordata, Mammalia, Artiodactyla, Cervidae. The record is from the annotation of a GenBank genome assembly.